AUGGGGAUCCUCCAGAAUCUUGGCCUCCGUCGCCGAAUCAAGUGGGAGAACCUCACACUCCUGGAUGAGAUCCUAAACUCCCCCCUACAAGCCCUAGUCCUCCGGAUCUACCUGAUUGUCCUCUGGCUGCGAGGCAACCCGACCAGACCUCCGCCCAACAAGACUCCCAUCCGAAUCGUUUGUCUGGCGGACACGCAUGACGCGUUUGUGGAGGACGUACCGGAGGGUGACCUCCUGAUCCACGCCGGUGAUAUGACCAGCAUUGGCACAGCUAGCUCCAUUCAACAACAGAUCAAUUGGCUGGCAAAUCUGCCACAUCGGCACAAAGUCCUAGUCACUGGCAACCAUGACAGCUGGUUUGAUAAGGAUUCCAGAAGUGAGGAAGAUGUUCUCGCCCACAAGGAAGUACAGUUGAAGGGCAUCCACCUGCUCAACCACAAGGCCGAGACGUUUCACUUCAAAGAAGGCCGUAAGCUCGUGGUAUACGGGAAUCCGUCUCUGCCGAGGUGCGGCGGCAAGGACAAUGCCUUCCAAUACGACAGGGACCAGCAUCCAUGGGCCGGCUCCAUUCCUCUAGACACCGAGAUCCUCGUGACUCACACACCUCCGAGACAUCAUCUCGACCUUGAUAUUGGUUGUGCCGGCCUGACGGAUGAGCUCUGGAACCUCAGGACGAAGCCGAAGCUACAUGUCUUCGGCCAUGUCCACUGCGGCCGUGGGACACGGUCUGUUUUCUGGGAUGAUUGCCAACGCGCUUACGAGGACCUCCAAGCGCGGGACCAGGUUGCAAUACUCGGUUUUCUGCCCAAGGCAAUAAUCAACCUCUUGCCCCGAGGUAUAAUCGACUUGGUCCCGAGCUACCGUUGGGUUGACGCUCUCAAGGUCUUAUUCUAUGGCUUCCUGAGUCUUGUUUGGCAAUUUUUAUGGCAGGGUGGUAAAAGUGAGGGCAGCUUGAUGGUCAACGCUGGAUGUCAAGAUGGAGUCAAGCGACGUUUGAACAACAAGAGACCCUUUGUCAUUGAGAUUUGA
Neoarthrinium moseri is the source of this 1029-nucleotide messenger RNA. RefSeq lists its product as uncharacterized. The coding region runs from base 1 to 1029 and encodes 342 amino acids. The record is from RefSeq and is a predicted model, not a curated record. Gene Ontology annotation, molecular function: hydrolase activity. The transcript is spliced from 2 exons. NCBI's taxonomy places the organism in Eukaryota, Fungi, Ascomycota, Sordariomycetes, Amphisphaeriales, Apiosporaceae.